CUAACGAGUUUCACUGCUUCUAAGUCAACAACAUUGCAACACGGAGGAAUUUAAUUUCCCUUUGGGAAUCAUGUGAUUCGUUACAGCGUGUGAUUUUAUUUUUAGAAACUGAAUCGACGGGUUUUGAAUUGAUUGAAUCAGAAUAAAGCAAAGUCAUCAUGCAUAUAGCCUACACACUAGGAGGGAUCUGUCUAGCAUCGCUAGUUACUCUUUUUCUCCUACCUUUUGUCUACUUUGUAGCUGUGUUUAUGGCAAUAGCUUUCAUCAUUGCUUUCUUCUUCAUCUUAAUAUCUGAUGGUGACAUUAUGCUGAUGAUUUAUGAUAAACUGCAUCUAGAUGGAGAUAAUUUACGAGGGAAAGUGGUAUGGCUUAGUGGUGCUUCCAGUGGUAUUGGAGAACAUAUAGCUUAUAAAUUAUCAACAAAGGGGUGCAAGAUUAUACUUUCUGCAAGAAGAAAAGAUGAACUUGAACGAGUGAAAGAAACCUGUGUUAGCAAAUAUGGUGCCAAGAAUGGAGAUCUUUUGGUGAUGCCCCUUGACCUCACCGAUUUUGAAUCCCACCGUGGAGAAGCACAUGAUGUCAUCAGUCACUUUGGAAAGUUGGAUAUCCUAAUAAAUAAUGCUGGUAAAUCACAACGUUCUCUAUGUGAAGACACUAGCCUGGAAGUGACCCAUCGCAUUGUUAAUAUCAACUUCAUCGGCACCGUGUCUCUCACAAAAGCUGUUCUACCACACAUGCUGGCAAGGAAAUCUGGUCAGAUUGUUAACAUCAGCAGUACGGCUGGAAAAUUUGGGGUUCCCCUUUCCACAUCUUACUCUGCAACAAAGCAUGCAAUACAGGGUUUCUUUAACUCUCUGAGACCCGAGGUGUACCAUCGCAAUGUGACUGUUACCAAUGUGUGCCCUGGACCGGUAGUGUCUGAUGUAGUAAUUAACGCUUUCCAGGAAGAUAUAGACCAGCCUGCGAUAAAACAGGACAUGGGAGUUGGAGAACGCGAUCAAAGGUCCAUCAUGUCCACCGAUAGAUGUGCGCAUUUGACAGUGGUUGCUAUGGCAAACAACCUGGAUGAAGCAUGGGUUUCCAGGCAGCCGGUACUUCUAUUUAUGUACCUGUCACAAUACAUACCUUCAGCAUUCCUCUGGAUGUUUAAAAGGUCAGCCAAUAAACGAAUUGAAGAUUUCCGGAAACGUCAAAAGGGGAAGUAAAAUGAAAACUAAGUUUAAAAUUAUCUUAGAUAUUAUGAAGAGUGCAUUGAAAUUCUGACUCAAUUUGCAUAUGAAAAUUAAUGUAUGUCAAGAUUGUAGCUGUACAAAGCUAUGGGUGGGUGGUAGACAUUUUAAGGGUGGGUAGGUUAUAACAUUAAUAAACUUUAAAGAAAUGAGAGUGGACUUUAAAGAUGGAAAAGUGGGUUAAUGAGUGGGUGGAGGGCCAUGAAAUUAGCUUUAGACUGAGUGGAAAACUUUAAGGCUGGGUGGCACCCUAACUACAUAAUUGAUAUGUGAGGCUUUUUAUCCCAAAACCAGCGUACUGUUGCUUAAUGUUAAACUGAGUAAUUUGCACAAGAAUGUGGUAGUAUUGUAUACUGUAUAUACUCACGUUUAAAGGGACCCGCUUAUAAGACUACCCCUGAGUUUUAGAAGAUUUUAUUUAAAUAUUUGUAUAUCAGGCAUACAAAACAACCCCCUGUUACAACAUGGUCGGUUGUUUUCUGCAUUUUAUGGUUCUGCCUCUAGCUGGCUGAAAACCAAAUGCAUGGCUAAUCUUCCAAAUAAUAAUAAUACCAUUUUAUAAGUUUUCAAAUGUUCAUCAAAAUCUUAUUUCUCAGCAUUUAAUGCUGCGGUUAAUUCAUACUAACAUUUAGUAGCUUCAUUGCAGUAGUAAAUUGCGUGUUACGGAUGAUCUGCACAUAGAACGAACAUAAUUGUAAAAAUUCUAAAAUUUGUGCGUAUAAGAUGAUCCCCCUGUUCUUCGAUCAUAAUUUUGCUAUUUUAAUCUUGUCUUAUACGCGAGUAUAUACGGUACUUUAGUACAGAAAAGAUUUAAUUCUUUUACAAGAAGUCAAUUUUCUUGUCUUGGUCAGUAAUACUGGUUAUCAUAUAGUAAUGAUUGUUUAAAAUUUUUAUGGAAAAUUGGCAGGAUCUUGUUGGAGAUACAUAAUCGGUAAGCAGAAGCUAAAAUGAAGUAGUAUGGAAGUACUACUACUGUAGUACUUCCAUAUUAUAUGAACCAUGAAUGCUAAAUCAUCAAAUAUAUUAUAUAGCGUAUACAUAUAUUCCAGGCAUCUGAUUGGUUAAAAAGUGGGUAAUAUAAGCCUUGUAGAAUCUAUGUAUGAAGUAUACAGUACAUCAAAUACUGAUUGCUCUAGAUUUGGGGAACAGUUAUAACUGUAAACCCUUGGUGAUGCGGAGACCGUAGGCUAAUAUCGUCACAUCACCUUGAGACAAUAAUUUUCUACGCAUUCACAGUCAAUAUUUGUAUACUAUUUUACGGUUUUUAAUAUUACAAAGACAGUCAUUACCUCAUUUCAUAUCCAAAUACCUUGAUUUGUGUACUAUUUAUAUAUUGGACACUUUAACUGUGUAUGCUGCACAUUGGUUUAAUUGAAUUUUUAUUUAAUAUAAAUUAUAACUUAAUUAAAUCAAUUAAAUUGAAUUUUGAUUUAAUGUAAAUUCAACCACAGUUGAUACUCAGGAGAAAUUACUCAGGAAAAAUAAUGGAUUUUCUCACUAUCACAUUGAUCUAAGUUUAACAUGUGUGCGUAAAACACCAUGCUGUAAUGUGCGAAAUGAAUUGUCUCCAGUCUGAUUCAACCAUCAACGAAAGCCUCAAUGGCCCAUUUGUUUAAGACAUUUGCAUAGACAGCAGAAGGUCCCAGGUUCAAAUCCCAGUUGGUGCAACUAUUUUUUUACUUUUUUUGACUUCAAGUGCUCUUUUUUUUUUAUUAUUGUUUGGUUUAUUUUUUUUAUAUUAAUUAUAAAAAUAUUAAUUAUAAAAAUAUUGAUUAAAAAAAUUUAAAAAACAGGAACAAGACUAAUUACUGUACAACAAUAUCAAUAAAAAAAAUAUACAAUAAUUUAUAAUAUUAAGAAAAAUACAGGGAUGUGAUUAGCAGUACAAUAAAAGUAUAUAGAAAAAAUUGAGGGAACAGUUUAAAAUUACACAUAACAUCUGAGAUUAAUAUACUGUAAUUCAAUGUAUGUAUAAGGUUAAUAUAUAUAUCUAUCUAUUAAGAUACCACAAUAAUUACUAUGGUCAUCAAGUACAUAAUAUGUACUUCUGCCCAUUAUGCCUCUUGGCACAUAGGGCAGCACAUAAUAUGUAGGCCUACAUGUAAUGGAUUUAGUAAACUUUAUAUAUUUAUAUAUAUUGUGAUGAAAUUUAAUAAAUAAACUACUGGUACUGGCAUGCAGGUUUCUUGGUUUUUUUUCAUUAUAUAGUACCCAGCAACAGUCAUGCAGUCUUUAUUUACUGUUAUACUUUAUCAAUACUUUGCAUUCAUGAUUCCAGUUGAGUUCAAUGUCAAUGAUAGUACUAUCUCAAGUUGUAGAUUUUUAUGUAAUCUGUGAUCUCAUUUACU
This is a messenger RNA of Anneissia japonica, 3577 nucleotides long. Its product is annotated as dehydrogenase/reductase SDR family member 7-like. Gene Ontology annotation, molecular function: oxidoreductase activity. Lineage: Eukaryota; Metazoa; Echinodermata; Crinoidea; Comatulida; Comatulidae. The coding region runs from base 159 to 1205 and encodes 348 amino acids. The record is from RefSeq and is a predicted model, not a curated record. The transcript is spliced from 8 exons.